Molecule: messenger RNA, 3294 nt
Organism: Exophiala aquamarina CBS 119918
Lineage: Eukaryota; Fungi; Ascomycota; Eurotiomycetes; Chaetothyriales; Herpotrichiellaceae
Exons: 5
Coding region: 1-3294 (1097 amino acids)
Biological process (GO): protein import into nucleus
Cellular component (GO): nucleus; cytoplasm
Molecular function (GO): nuclear import signal receptor activity
Source: RefSeq, a predicted model, not a curated record
AUGUCUGUUCUCCCUGCCGAGGUGCAGGGAGCCUUGACCCAACUCCUCCAGGCCCUCUCUUCUCCCGACAAUGCCCUCCGCUCUCAAGCCGAAGAACAAUUGAAUAAUGACUGGACUCCCAAUCGCCCAGAUAUCUUGCUUAUGGGUCUUGUCGAGCAGAUCCAAGCCUCCCAAGAUCCCUCGACAAGGUCGUUUGCUGCCGUCCUUUUUCGCAAACAGUCGUCCAAAACACGAAAAGUCCCCACCACCGGCGAAUCUAAGGAACUGUUUCUGACUUUAAGCGGCGAGGCUCGAGGCGCGAUCCGCUCCAAGCUGCUAGAAGGAUUGGCUAGAGAGCAGGUGAAUUCCGUCAGGAACAAGGUCGGAGAUGCAAUCGCUGAAAUCGCAAGGCAAUACCUUGAUAAUGGCGAGGUAUGGAUGGAACUCCUCAGCUCGUUGUUCCAAGCAAGUCAGUCCAAUGAUGCAGGUAUGCGAGAAUGUGCCUUCAGAAUAUUUGCUACCAUGCCUGGCAUCAUCGAAAAGCAACACGAAAGUGCAGUCCAGGAGGUCUUCGGGAAGGGCUUCAAAGACGGCAGCGUUGAUGUGCGCCUUGCUGCGAUCGAAGCCUUUGGCUCUUUCUUCCAUUCCAUCACCAAGAAGACACAGCCAAAGUACUACGCCCUAAUUCCCGACAUUUUGAACAUACUUCCUCCCUUGAAAGAGGCGGGCGACACCGACAAUUUAUCCAAAGCCUUCAAUUCUUUGAUUGAGCUUGCCGAAGCCGCCCCAAAGAUGUUCAAAAACCUCUUUAGCAAUCUCGUCAAGUUCACCGUCUCCGUCAUUCAAGAAAAGGACAUUGAUAAUCAAUGCCGACAAAAUGCCCUGGAACUCAUGGCUACCUUUGCUGAGUGGGCUCCAGCUAUGUGUAAGAAGGACCCAACCUACACCACGGAUAUGGUCACUCAAUGCCUCAGUCUUAUGACUGAUGUCGGGGUGGACGACGAUGAUGCCGCCGAAUGGAAUGCCACCGAGGAUCUCGACAUGGAAGAAAGUGAUCUUAAUCAUGUUGCCGGUGAACAAUGCAUGGAUCGACUUGCAAACAAGCUCGGCGGGGACAUUAUACUUCCUGCAACCUUCACUUGGCUUCCACGAAUGAUGCAUUCUGCCUCAUGGCGAGACCGACAUGCUGCAUUGAUGGCCAUUUCUGCCAUCUCUGAGGGCUGCCGAGACCUGAUGAUCGGGGAAUUGGACAAAGUGCUUGAGUUGGUCGUGCCCUCGCUUAGAGACCCUCACCCACGUGUCCGUUUUGCCGGCUGUAAUGCCUUGGGCCAGAUGAGCACAGAUUUUGCCGGACCUGUGCAAGAAAAGUAUCACCAAGUUGUUCUCACCAACAUAAUUCCUGUCUUGGAGGCUCCAGAGCCCCGCGUUCAGGCUCACGCUGCCGCCGCCUUGGUCAAUUUCUGUGAAGAGGCCGAGAAAUCCAUUCUCGAACCUUACCUGGAUCAGCUCCUCAGUCACCUCCUGCAACUGCUGCAGUCACCAAAACGUUAUGUGCAAGAGCAAGCCCUGUCCACAAUUGCCACAAUUGCCGAUUCUGCUGAAAGUGCCUUUGUCCGCUACUACGACACUCUUAUGCCGCUGCUUUUUAGUGUCCUUCAGUCCGAACAGUCCAAGGAGUAUAGAUUGUUGCGUGCCAAGGCAAUGGAAUGUGCGACCCUGAUAGCACUCGCGGUUGGCAAGGAAAAGAUGGGUCAAGAUGGCAUCAAUCUCGUGCAGACGCUGGGCAACAUUCAAGGAAGCAUUACUGAUGAUGACGACCCACAGGCACAAUACUUGCUCCAUUGCUGGGGUAGAAUGUGUCGUGUGUUGGGCAGUGAUUUUGUCCCUUACUUACCUGGGGUCAUGCCCCCGCUCCUUGAGCUUGCUUCUGCCAAAGCCGACAUUCAACUCAUUGACAACGAGGAGGAUGCCCUCGAGCAGGAGGAUGGUUGGGAGCUGGUACCAUUGAAGGGCAAAGUCAUUGGCAUCAAGACCUCAACUCUUGAAGACAAGAACACUGCCAUUGAGCUCAUCACCAUUUACGCACAGAUCUUGGAAGCAGAUUUUGCGCCCUACGUUGCUGAUAUCACAGAACGUAUUGCUCUCCCUGGCCUUGCAUUCUUCUUCCAUGAUCCAGUUCGUGUUGCAUCUGCCAAAUUGAUUCCUGCAUUGUUGGGCUCUUACAAGAAACGCUAUGGCGACCAAUCACCAGAACUUAGAGAGUUAUGGGCUAAAUGUUGCGAAAAGGAGAUUGAGAUCCUCAGCGCUGAGCCUUCGAUCGAUACUCUCGCCGAGAUGUUCCAAUGCUUCUACGAAAGCGUUGAGGUUGUUGGCAAGAACUCAUUGACUCAAGAACACCUUGAACAAUUCAUUCAGUCGGUCAAAUCAACUCUGGAGGAAUACCAAAAGCGAGUACAAGAUCGUGCUGAUGAAAAGGCUGAGGUAGCACAGCAAGGUGCUGAAGAUGAUGACGAUUCGCUCUCUGUUCAAUAUGCCAUUGAAGACGACCAGACAUUGCUCUCUGACAUGAACAAGGCUUUCCACACGAUUUUCAAGAAUAUGGGAGUCAAUUUCCUACCUGCGUGGCAAAGAUUGAUGCCCUUUUAUGAUGCAUUCAUUACCUCCUCUGAUCCCACCCAACGUCAAUGGGCAGUCUGUAUUAUGGAUGACGUACUUGAAUUUUGUGGAACACAAUCAUGGCAAUACAGCGAUCACAUCAUUCAGCCACUUAUAAAUGGGAUGAGGGAUGAGAAUGCGGCCAAUCGUCAAGCAGCUGCAUAUGGUGUCGGUAUUGCUGCACAAAAGGGUGGCGAACAAUGGUCUGACUUUGUUGCUGCCAGCGUGGAGACUCUGUUGCAAAUCACCAGAUUACCAAAUGCUCGCAGUGAGGACGAUGUUUUCGCAACCGAGAAUGCAUGUGCUGCGAUUGCCAAAGUUCUACACAGCAACUCGUCAAAAGUUGCGAAUCCCCAGCAAGUGGUUGAACAGUGGAUCGACACCCUACCAAUCACUAAUGAUGAAGAAGCUGCGCCCUAUGCAUAUACAUUCCUUGCGCAGCUAAUAGACCAGCAAAACCCCGUGGUAUUUGCCAAGGCACAACAAGUCUUCCACCACAUUGCUCUGGCACUUGAAGCUGAAAUGAUUCAGGGACAAACAGCCAAGAAGGUUGCUGAGAGUGCUAAGCAAAUGGUCACGCAGACCGGAGUCAACGCAGACCAAGUUCUGCAGACGUUGUCACCUGAUGGUCAAGCCACCGUGCGAAGCUUUUUCUCGUAA